Messenger RNA from Strongylocentrotus purpuratus (purple sea urchin), 3055 nucleotides. Its product is annotated as midasin. Lineage: Eukaryota; Metazoa; Echinodermata; Echinoidea; Camarodonta; Strongylocentrotidae. The transcript is spliced from 9 exons. The record is from RefSeq and is a predicted model, not a curated record. Bases 211 to 2850 code for a protein of 879 amino acids.
GCAUGCUGCAUCGCAGGUGCAUGAUAGUUUCGCUAGGUCUAGGGAAAGCCGAAGAACUUUACAAGAACAUGUAAAUAUUGAUCUUAUUAAUGUUUCAGAAAUGUUCAUAGCCUAUCAAUGUGAAUAUUAGGAUACAGGUGCCACAUGUUAACGAAAAUGAUGGAAUCCACGUGAGGAUUGUCGCCAACUGUGCUGGAGCCUAAAAGCACCAUGGAAGCAGAAGCUCAACCUAGUGUGGUUGAUGGGUCAGAGGUCAAGGAUGAGGUCAAAGGUGAAGAGGUGACAGACGAUGUGGAAGUGACCUUAGAGCAACGUGUUAGUGGAGAUGAGGAUGUAAAGACAGCUGAAGAUGCAGGAGUAAGUGAAGAUCAAACCACGCUGCAAGGUGAUAAGGGAGCAGGGGACUCUCAUCCAAAUGAAGAGACUGAGAUAACUGCAGAACAAGCCGAGAGAGACAUACAUGUAGAUGGAAAUGAAAGGGAAGGUGAACGGGAUGAUGCAAAUGAUGAGGGAGAAACUGAGGUGAAAAGUGAGGACAAGUUAGAGCAAGGAGAAAUCCAUAUAGCAGAUGAGCUGAGAAGGUCAAGGAAGGAAGAUGAGGGGGAUGAGGUAGUGUCUUCUAAAGUGACCACAGUGUCCUUUGCAAGUGAAGUCCAAGUCCUGAAUGAAGAUGAGCUUGAGGAGCAGUGGACACCGACUGGAGGGGAUGAUGAUGGUGGUGUGGAUGCUGAUAAGGGAGAUGAUGACACUGGAGGUAUCGUUGAACCUGAGGACAACAAAACAGAGGCCGUUGGGAGCUCUACCAACAUGGCAAGAGCAGAAGAUAGACAUCAUUCAGAAGAAGAAGUUUCAGCAGCACAAGACAGCAAUGAACUUGAAAGCAUUCCUGGAGCUACACCUCAAGCAGGUGAGCAGGAGCAAUCUGACUUGGAUACUGCUGAAAAUGUUGCUUCCAUGGAGGAAGCAGUUCCUGAUGUUGAGAAGGCUUCAGAAGAAGUUGACAUAGUCACGACAGAGCAGGGUCAAGCGGUUGAAGAAGAGCAGCCUCUUCCAGAGACAGCACCUUCCGGGGAUGCGAGAGUGGUCACAGCUGAGCAGAAUCUGGAGGCCAAACAAGGAGAAGAGGAUGGAGAUGAGAUAUUCGAUGAUAUCCCUGUACUCCAAGCUAUGGAAGAAACACGGAAAGAAACGGUCCAUGAAUAUGAGGAAGUUGUCCAUAGAAGUGUAAACUCGAGUGCUCCUCAGAUUACCCUGGAAGCAACUGUGGAGGACAACACAGAGCAGGUUAUUGCCGAGGUUGAAGGAACAGAGGAAGGAGAAGAGACUGAAACACAUGAGAAUGUUCCUGUUCUUCAAUCCGAAGAGGUCGAGGCUGAGAAUGCUUUUGUUGAAGCAGAAGCAGGUCUUCUAGCAGGUGCUCCUGAGGAUGUUGUGGAAGCAACAGUAAUGGAAGAAGCUACUAGUCAGGAACACCAUGAAUCAGGUAGCCAAGAGGCUGAAGAUAAUGUGUUGGGAGUAGAGGUUCAUAUGGAUGGUAACGGUGAUCAACAAGAAAAACUGGACGAUGGAAAAGAUGGAGCAGUGGACAGUCAUAUAGAACUUCACACGGAUGAUGCUUUACAGGACGAAAAUACAAAUUUUGAGGAAAACCAGGAUGAAAAUUAUACGCGAGACCUAACAUAUCCUUCAGAGUCUAUCCCAUAUGAGACAGAUCCCAACUUGUCUUCGGUUAACCAAGAAGAUGAUCCAACAACUGGUAACUACUCAGAGUAUCAACAACAACAACCGAUAUUAGCGAGUGAUUUUGAUCCGCUGCCUCCUAUAGAGCCAGAGAUGGUUAGGCACGAUAUUCUCCAACUACAAGAGGAGCGAAGGAUUGAAGGUCUCAGUCCCAUUGAACUCUUGACCCAAGCCAACCAAGCUCAUGGAAUAUUACCAUCCCCUCUCCGAUCUCCACAUCACCAGCAGCAUCCUAGGAGUGGCUCAAACUCAAAGCUAGAAUCAAUGAGCCGGGCGACAAGUCUGUCCAUGGUCCAGAUUGCUCGCAUCCCAUCGCCGCCUGCUCACGUCAAGGCCCAGAUGAUGAUAGAUGAAGAGAGAAGGGCGUCGACUAGAACAUCCAGUAGGCUGCCCCCGUCAGUGAUGAAGAUGUCUUCGGUCAUGGUCAAUGCUAGGAAAAAGGCAGUGAAGAACAGAGAUGCAAGUGUGUACUAUGAGGAGAGACAGUUCCACAAAACCAUAGGUCUGGACGAAGCCAUCAACAGCCGACCCCCAAUGCCCUUUGACCUUGAUACGCCUGGACCAUGUCUAUACUCUCCCAGAAACAAGCCUUUGUAUGAAGAUAAUGCUCCUGAAUAUUCCUUUGGCAUGAAGUUUCCUGAGAGAGCUGGUGGCGGACGCACAGCGUACUCCAAGACUUGGUUCAACAGUAACGACAACUACACGGUCAAGACAAGAUUUGAAAGAAGGUGGCCCUCACCCAACGCCUAUGGUAAAGGGAGAUCUAUGGUUGGUAGGAAGGUUCCUGAUAAGAAAGACUAUCCCUCAUUCAGCAUGAGAGGAAAAACAAACUUCAUCAUCAACAAAAGAGGGUCUGAGAAUGAGCCUGGACCAGACCAGUACCACCGUCAGAGAUCUGAUCCCUUACUCUUCCGUCGAGCUCCAGCCUUCAGUAUGGGGGCCAAGCUAGACCGGGGCAGGCUCUUUGGAGCACCUGAAAUCACGCCAGCCCCAAACUACUACAACCCUCACACCAAGUACACCUCACGAAAGGUCACCUACCCUGCAUUCACCAUCUCUGGCAUCAGAAAACCUAAAAGUCAUGCACUGGGGCCACAUGCCACACUCUAAGGGCUGGCCUGGAGGUGUCGUGGUACAGUGGUUCAUUCGCUCGACUCUCAAUCCAAGAGUUGAGGGUUCAAAUCACCUACCCCGUUUACACCAUCUCUGGCACCAGGAAGCCUAAAAGUCAUGCACUGGGGCCUCAUGCUACACUCUAGGGUGGUAAAGUGGUUCAUUCACUUGACUCUUACUCUUUUCACACUGGUUUUUGGCU